AGAAGAAAACAAACUUUAUACAAGGAUUAGUAGAAUGGCUUUUGCUGAAUCUCUCCACAACAAAAGCUCUGUCUUGAGAAUCAACGUUCUGGUUGUGGACGAUGAUCCUGUUUUCCGUGGUUAUAUUUCACAAAUGCUUGUAAAGUCUAAAUACAGAGAUCCAUCGGUUAUGGAGAUCACAGUUAUAGAUGAAGCAGACCCGACGAAAGCAUUGUCUAUUCUAAAACAUCAACGAAACAAUAUCGAUCUCAUAAUCACAGAUUAUUACAUGCCUAGCCUGAACGGUCUACAACUCAAAAGACGAAUCACUGAGGAAAUUGGAAAUUUACCUGUCAUUGUUGUGUCAGCGGACGCCAACAAGGAGCAGGAAAGUUUAUCUUGUGGAGCGAUGGGGUUCCUUCCAAAACCCAUACGAGCAACUGACUUACCAAAGAUUUACCAACUUGCUUUAACCUGCAAGAGGAAUGGUAAGUCAACAUUAGGGACUGAGCCCAACCACAAGGCCAACGACACAGGUGUUAGUGUCCCCCAGCAAAUCAAGAUGCUUCCUGAACAAGCUAAUGUCUUGAAGACCAGGAAGAAGUACUCAUCUAAAGCUGAUUCAAGAUCCUUGAACAGUAGAAACGGAAGUUGUCUAAUUAGUACCGGUGGUUCAAGAAAAAAUCGGAAAAGAAAACCUAACGGUGGUAGUGAGGAUGGUUCGCAGCCCUCCAAAAAGACUAAGGUUAAGUGGACGGAUGGUCUUAACGACCUAUUCCUACAAGCUAUCCGACAUAUUGGUCUUGAUAAGGCUGUGCCAAAAAAGAUCUUAGCGUUCAUGAACGUAUCGUACUUGACUAGAGAGAACGUUGCCAGCCAUUUACAGAAAUAUCGGAUAUUCUUGAGGAAAGUGGCGGAUCAAGGUUUGAUGAGCAUUAUGUCAGCUAGAGGCAUAGACUCGAUGUUUCGACAUACUCAAAUCAAGGAGCCCUACUUCAACCGAUACACACCCUCUACUUCUUGGUACGACACAAGUCUUAACAAUAGAUCAUUCUAUUCCAAACCCGGACAAGGCUUUGGACAGUCGAGACUUUUGUCCACCACACGUGAGCCACCCGUCCGUUUCAACCAGAUGCCUUACAACUACAUGAACCGGUCAUCUACUUACGAGACGCACCAUGUUGGAUCUGGAUCAAACUUGACGCUACCCAUCCAAAGCAACCUCAGUCUCGCCAACCAACCAUCUCAAAACGAGGAAAUAAGAAGCUUUUUUGAACCACCUGUGAUGGCGAACAAAAUCGGCCAAACAUCUCAAGUUCAGGGGUUUGGACAACUUGGACCGUCAGCUAUUAAUAAUUUCAAUAAUAACAUGAUGAGUAGCUUUGGAAGUUUUACUCCAAAUCAACCAGGACUUGGCCACUUCUCGUAUGGGAUGCAAUCGUUCUUAACCAAUGAGAACACUGCAUAUAACCCUGAGCCACAUGCCAAUGCAACUACACAGCCAAAUCAUGAACUUCCUCAACUGGAGAAUGAGCUCCCAUCAUUUUUUUCGGCUGAACUGAAUCAGUUUUUAUCUCUUGAAGACGAUGAAGUCUGUACCUUUGUGAACGUAAACGAGGGUCAUUAUAAUGGAGAAAUAGCCAACACUUUUGCUGCUCCUGAGAUGAAUCACACUUUUGCCGCUCCGGAGAUGAAUCCUCCAAGUUUCAAUACGAACCCUAAUCAGAAUCAGGAACAAGAUGCUAAUCCAGAUAUUGGCGAUUGGUCGUUUUUGGAUCCACAGGAUUUGGUUGAUGACGACUUCAUGAACUCUCUGUUCAACAAUGACAUGAACUGAAAAGUGUUCUCCAAGCUGAUGUUUUCAAAGCGAGGUGAAGAAACAAAACCGGCGAUAACUGUCUAGUAGGUUUCUAAGCAAAUAUAUAUGUUAUAAAAAAAAUCAUAGGAGUAAUACAUGUAAUAAAUUUCUAAGGCGUGUUGGAAUAUUAUGUCUUUUCAGCAAGCUAGGG
Messenger RNA from Camelina sativa (false flax), 1988 nucleotides. Its product is annotated as putative two-component response regulator ARR21. The record is from RefSeq and is a predicted model, not a curated record. Gene Ontology annotation, molecular function: DNA binding. Lineage: Eukaryota; Viridiplantae; Streptophyta; Magnoliopsida; Brassicales; Brassicaceae. Gene Ontology annotation, biological process: cytokinin-activated signaling pathway; phosphorelay signal transduction system.